Messenger RNA from Pezoporus flaviventris, 2168 nucleotides. Its product is annotated as D(1) dopamine receptor-like. The transcript has a single exon. Gene Ontology annotation, biological process: adenylate cyclase-activating adrenergic receptor signaling pathway. Lineage: Eukaryota; Metazoa; Chordata; Aves; Psittaciformes; Psittacidae. The record is from RefSeq and is a predicted model, not a curated record. Gene Ontology annotation, molecular function: G protein-coupled receptor activity. The coding region runs from base 342 to 1715 and encodes 457 amino acids. Gene Ontology annotation, cellular component: membrane.
GGAAAGUUGCUGCUCGUCCAUCCCGGCGCUGCGGACAGAGAGCCGCGGGACCCCGAGCACGCCGCCGCCCCCCGCCCGCCCCGCGCUGCCCCCGCAGCGGGAGGGUCCCUUCCUCGGAAGGAGCCGCUGCGAGGCGAGGGCGGGCGGCCCCGCACCGGCGCGGUGAGUAGCCCCGGGGCAGCCCGCCUCCCUCGCGGGGGGAACUGAGGCAGGCGGCUGCGGACGGAGAUGCCCCCGCGGGCGGGCGCCCUCCCAACCACGGACCGGCGCCGGCUGCCAGGGGUCCCGCCGGCCCCUCGGGGAGCGUUGCGCCGGCAGCAGCGACAGGAGGAGCGCCCCUGAUGGGGAACGCGGCAGAGGGGGGCGGCCCGCAGGCGCUGCAGGUCCUCACCGGGUGCCUCCUGGGCGCCCUGGUGCUGAGCACGCUGGUGGGCAACGCGCUGGUGUGCCUGGCCGUGCUGCGCUUCCGACACCUGCGUGCCAAGGUCACCAACUGGUUCGUGCUGUCGCUGGCCGUUUCGGACCUCUGUGUGGCCCUCCUGGUGAUGCCCUGGAAGGCAGUCACUGAAGUGGCUGACGGCUCCUGGCUCUUUGGCAGCCGCUUUUGUGACACCUGGGUGGCCUUCGACAUCAUGUGCUCCACUGCCUCCAUCCUCCACCUCUGCAUCAUCAGUCUGGACAGGUACUGGGCCAUUGCCAGCCCCUUUCGCUAUGAGCGUAGGAUGACGCAGGGCCUUGCCUGUGCCAUGAUAGCCACAGCCUGGGCUCUCUCCAUCCUCAUCUCCUUCAUCCCAGUGCAGCUACACUGGCAUAAAGCCAAAGAGGGAAGAUAUCCAGGCUCCUGGCUGCCUGGGACACCCCGCUGUGAUGUCAGCCUGAAUCGUACUUAUGCCAUCACCUCUUCACUUAUCAGCUUCUAUAUUCCCGUGGCUAUCAUGAUCAUCACCUAUACCAGGAUCUAUCGAAUUGCCCAGGCCCAGAUCCGCCGUAUCUCUACCCUCGAGAGAGCAGGGGGGCAGUGGCCAGUUCAUGGCAAGGAGCCGACCUCCUCCCUGCGGAGUUCCCUGCGCAAGGAGACCAAGGUGCUGCAGACUGUCUCAAUCAUAAUGGGAGUCUUCGUUUGCUGCUGGCUGCCCUUCUUUCUGCUCAAUUGCCUGCUGCCUUUCUGCCAACCUGAGCUCAAGAGAGACCAUGAAGGACAGUUACCAUGUGUUGGCCAAACCACCUUCAAUGUCUUUGUGUGGUUUGGCUGGGCCAACUCCUCAGUGAACCCAGUGAUAUAUGCUUUCAAUGCCGACUUCAGGCGGGCUUUCAGCAAUCUCCUAGGCUGCCGGUGCUUCUGCUGUGGCACACCUGGAUCCACUGUGGAGAGGGUCAACUUCAGCAAUGAGCUGGUUUCCUAUCACCAUGACACCACCUGCCAGAAGGGAGGACCUGCUUCGUCAUCAGUACCCCCUCCUGCCAUCACUGCCUGGGUGCAGCCCACACCCCACGCCAUAAACCUUCAGGGAGAGGACAGCAGUGAGGAGUUUUCUAUGGAGAAGGGGCCUGUGACCUCCCAGUCACAGGCUGCCCCUGGCAGCAGCCCCAAGAGUUGUCAGGUGCCAGCUGUUUUGCAGUUGGAUUGCAAAGCAGAGCUAUCUCUGGAAACUAUUACCCAUUGUACAGGGCUUGGUCAGUGUCAGGGACCCCAUCACUCUGUUCCAGAGGCGUAAGAGAUUACAUGUUCCUCACACACAGAGCCAUCCCGCAGGGAGAGCUCACUCUGACUCCACUUAAGUUACAACCAUCCCACAGCAAAAAAAAAAUCCCAUCCCAAAGCAAUGGAAACCUGUUGCUCUUACCGCAGAGGGGUGAUGGGAAUAUGAAGUCCAUUCCAAAAGGAUCUAGCAGACACAUAUUAACCUCUUCCCAUGGCCAUCUUCACCCUUUACUCUUUUGCAGUCAGAAGACAUUUCCCAUGCAUUUGUUUACCCUCACUCUUCAAUCAAACUUCUGAUAUUUAUUAAGAUUAGUGAGAUAAUUAGAUCAAAAUGAAAACAACUGAUAGUUUGAGACUAUAAUAGAUAAAUUAAUCUUAGAUUUAGUUAAAAUCCCAUUCUCUGCCUCCCUGUUUCACAUCAUACAAUGUGCAUAGUUCUGAUCUUAAAGGUUUGUGUUUGGUUUCA